UCGACAUAAAUAUUGUUUUGUUACUUAAUACAUAAAUUAAAAUUCAGCAACAAUUGUUAAUUGAAAAAAAAUGAGCGCUAACGAUAUUUAUCCUAAGUGUACAUUUUCCAUGCUCAAAGGUAAAAUCGACUGUAGAAUUCUUUCUACGUUAAGACAAAUGGGGUUUCAAAGACCUACACGUAUCCAAGCUCAGGCAAUGCCCUAUUUAUUACAACAGAAGGACCUUAUAGGUGCAGCUAAAACAGGAAGUGGAAAAACUUUAGCUUUCUUAAUACCUGCUGUAGAUCAACUUAUUAAACUUGGAUUUACACUAAAACAUGGUACAGGUUGCAUCAUUCUAUCUCCAACAAGAGAAUUAGCUCUGCAGACAUUUGAAGUACUAAAGAGACUCUUAACAGAUAUUGAUAUUUCACAUUGCUUGAUUGUUGGAGGUGAGAAAAAAAAUAAGGAUGUGUCCAAGCUACAAAAAGGCAUGAAUAUUGUAGUGAGUACUCCGGGAAGACUUCUUGAUCAUUUACAAACCACAAACACAUUUAAUUGCAAAAAUCUGAAAUGUCUUAUAAUUGAUGAAGCUGAUAAACUGUUAGAAUCUGGCUUUGAAAAGCAUGUAAAUGGAAUACUGGAAAAACUUCCAAAUGAUAAACAAACCGUUCUUUUUAGUGCAACGAUUGAUGAUAGAGUUAAGAAUCUAGCUAGACUGGCGUUGAGGAGCGAUCCGAUCUGGAUAACUGUUGAUGAUGACGCAAAGCGGUCCACUGUCUCUGGAUUGCAACAGGGGUACUACAUUUGCCCAGUAGAAAAAAGAAUGGCUUGGUUGUACAAGAUGCUGAAGAAGUGCAAGAAACUGAAAGUCAUGGUGUUUUUCUCAUCGUGUAAAUCGGUCGAUUUUCAUUAUGAAUUCUUUAGAGUGAAUUGUAAGGCAAUCGUCUCUAGUAUACACGGCAGACAAAGCCAGGCCAAAAGAAAAGAAGCCUAUCACGGUUUCGUGGAAGCACAAAACGGUGCGUUGUUCUGUACCGAUGUCGCCGCGAGAGGACUGGACAUACCGAGCGUCGAUUGGAUUGUCCAAUACGACCCUCCCACUGACCCUAAGGAGUACAUACAUAGAGUUGGACGUACCGCCCGAGGUAUGAACAGCAAAGGCAAUGCAGUGAUAUUACUUAGACCAGAGGAAGAGGAAUUCGUGAAGUUCUUAGAGAACGAAAAAGUUUAUUUAGAUAAAUACACUUUUGGCGAUCCCCCGGCAGACAUACAAGAAUUUCUUCAAAAACUAAUAAAAGAGAACGGAGUUAUGAAAGUUUUGGCGAGAAAAGCUUUUCUUUCGUUUUUACGUUGUUAUAAAAAUCAUCCACUGAAGAGUAUUUUUAAUAUCAAAAAUCUGGAUCUACAGUUGGCAUCAAAAGCUUUUGGAUUUGAUGAAACGCCUCAUGUCGAUUUCUUACGUUCUAAAUGAAGGUAUCGGAGCGGCAAUACAGGUCUAUGACUUUGAGAAUCUGUGAUAUGUGAUUUAUUUCAUUGGGAAAUAAAAUGUCUUUAAGAAU
Bombyx mandarina (wild silkworm) is the source of this 1541-nucleotide messenger RNA. Its product is annotated as ATP-dependent RNA helicase DDX18. The record is from RefSeq and is a predicted model, not a curated record. NCBI's taxonomy places the organism in Eukaryota, Metazoa, Arthropoda, Insecta, Lepidoptera, Bombycidae. Gene Ontology annotation, molecular function: ATP binding; nucleic acid binding.